Molecule: messenger RNA, 2415 nt
Organism: Acanthocheilonema viteae
Lineage: Eukaryota; Metazoa; Nematoda; Chromadorea; Rhabditida; Onchocercidae
Source: the annotation of a GenBank genome assembly
AUGACCGGGCACGUUCAGCUCCGAGGUUUUCGCGUAUCAGCUGAUCAUACUGCUGUUCCAAAGGGCAUGAUGAAAAGUCCAGAAGAAGACAAUUCUCUAUUUGAGGGUCGUUUUAGAGCAACACGUGUGUGGAAUGGUAUGAUAAGACGCUUUCGAAGUGGAAUGCCUGUAAAACGACAUCGACGUCAAUUGCGCGUCUUCGACGGUUGUUUUGCAGGUCGUGAGGCAGUAGACUUUAUGAUGAAUGAGCUACCAAAGUUUAUCCAUGAUGGUCGGGAAAUAACCAGAUCCAAUUGUUCAAAACUUUUGGGUACAUACAUGAAUAUGGGAUUAUUUUGUACUGUGCGUGGAAAAUACGACGAUAACGAAGCAUUUAAAGAAAGCGAAUUGUAUCGGUUUUCAAAUAACUCACCUGAACUGCUGGCUGCAACACCAAUUUUGGCCCGCCGCGCCGCUUCAUUCAAUGAAAGAUGUAGUUUCAGACAGAAUCGGUCUAGAGAUAGAGAUUUUGGAUUUACUGCUCCACAGAGAAUGCACAAUGCUGGCUGGAGAAAUCGAGAUGACGAUCCGACGGUACCAACGCGAUUACCUAUUCCUGCAAUGCAGUCGAAUGCUCCGCUUUCUCGUCGUUUAUCAGCAUCCCAUGGGAAUCUACCUUCUAUGUUUUUUCAGAAUCUGAACGAUGAAUUAUGCAGAAAGUCAACUGCUGGAGUUGUUCUAGAGGAAACCAUCUCUCAGGAAAAAAUAAGCGAAGUGAAUGUGGAGAAUAAUCAAGAUGGAGAAGGAACAUCAAAGCAGAUUAAUGCAUUAGACGAGAUGAUCGUUAAAUUAGCCGAAGUAAAUAGUAAUUCAGCCGACUCUUCAGGAAUGCAAAACCUCCGACAUUUCGGGAAAAUUAUUCAGACCCGAACUCCAGAAAACGGUCAGCCUUCUGGAUCUCCAAGAGCAGUCGUCAAUGAAGAGCACAGUGGUGCCCACCUGUUCCUUGAUACCAGCGAAAUAUACAAAAAUGUUUUACUAAAUCGAUUGCGAUCAUUGAUACAGGUGGAUUCGUUGAAGGGGAUUCUCGAUUAUGAUUUCAGUGGUGCAGAUGUCCGCUGGAAUUGCGAACGGGUCGGAACGAAAGGAAUAGUUCGAGUUUAUCCUGAGAAUGAUUAUCUAACAAAUUAUGUAAUAACAAUGAUGCGUUAUCUGUCACGAUGGCCAUUCGAUACAAAAUUUGCGGAAUCCACACAUGUACCAUACGAAGGAUUUGAAUUGAAUGUUUUCAAAAGUGUUUGUGAACAAUUUGAUAAAGAUUGUCCCAUGCUUCCGAAUUCUGUUGCAUCAUCGGUUCUACAUAUUAUACAACUAUUUCGUCAAAGAAGUUUUCAGCAACGAAAUUCAACAGAAUUGCGUAAGGAAACAGUUUUUUGCGCAGACAAUUCUCCAUUUACGCGUUAUGUGCAAAAGACAAGUAAUUCUCAGAAUCACAGUAAACUAGAUGGAAAAGAUGAAAGUUCAAAUUUGCGCACAACAGUAUCGCCUGGCAAGGGAUUUAUUAGCGAGGAACAUGUUGUGUCACCACCAAACACUAUACGCUCUUCUGUAUCUACGCUGUCAGCAGAUAGUGAAACGUUUUCGUACAGAAUGGCCUAUGAAGCAAUUUUAACACGACUCCCAGGUUUGCAGCGAAGUCCCGAGCUUAUGCAGCGUAUCGAGGAACUGGCCAAAACAAACGCGCUUGUCUCGCGUGCAAGCAUUCCCAGUGUACAAUCAUGCGCAUUACUUGCCGGAAUUGAUAGUGAAAAUGAGAGAUUGUUGAAAGAAGCAGUAUCAUUACUAAUGCUAACAUUGGAGCCACAUGUUCGUCGUCGACUACACUAUUUGUUACGUUUUAUGCAACGUGUCAGCCGAAAUUACUGCUUGCGAAUGGACAAACGUCGUGAUAAUCGUUCAAUUGUUCUCGAAGCUUUAUCGGGCAAAAUAUUACAUUCGUCUCAGACUAUAAACGCAUCAGAAUGCCAUCAAUUGGUCAUAUUUUUAAUGGAUAAUGAAUGUGAUACUUUUUCCAUUCCGGAAGCGUUCGUUUCAGAGGUCAAACAUCAGUUAUCGCUACCACACGAGGUUUUAAAGAAAUCACCAACUGAACAACAGAAUACUACUGAUAAAUCAUCAAGUGCAGAACGCUUGAAACAACACUUCUGUGAACCAAUAAAAGUAGAAGAAUAUGAAUCGCAAAAGAAAGAUGUUGAUGGUCAUUUGCUUUCUCUCUUAGAUGACAUACUGAGUGAUGAAAAUCUUUCAGUCGCAGAGCGGAGGCAGCGGCUCAAAAAGUUCAGAAAGACUUACCCGAAGAUCUACGCACAGAAAUUCCCAUCUCCUGAUUUACCGAAGACUCGAUUCAUCGACCGAAUUAGAAAUUUUCACUUCUAA